Molecule: messenger RNA, 1803 nt
Organism: Botrytis porri
Lineage: Eukaryota; Fungi; Ascomycota; Leotiomycetes; Helotiales; Sclerotiniaceae
Exons: 5
Coding region: 1-1803 (600 amino acids)
Source: RefSeq, a predicted model, not a curated record
AUGUUGUUUCGCUACGAGAGUUUAGCUUCGUUAUUGGCCUGUGUUGAGGCUGUCGCGGCUUUAUAUAGCAGUAAUGUUAAGAUCUCUCAGCGAGAUUUUUCUUCGAGGAAAACGAAUAGUUUGGGGGCUAUUAAUGUGCGUUCGGCGGAACAAAAACGAGGAGGCGCGAAUUUUAAACUGAGUUUGGUGUGUACGCAUCAUUAUGCUGAUCAUGAUUCAAUUAUUCGAGGAACACAUUCGAGAUUUGCAUCCACAUCGAUGAAAUAUAACUUACCUGCUGUCAGUUUAGAAGAUAUCGAACUUACGGUCAAGAAUAUUAUAUGUUCAAAGUCAACUAUUAUCGUUGAAUUCCCUUCUGCGAAUUUAUUAGUUGAGGCAGAGAAAGAAUGGAAAGAUUUCUCGCGAUUUUUAGUCAUUUCAUCACAUGCCGGGUGUAAUGACCAGAAUUCGCGGGCUCCUUAUUUAGUGUCCAAGGUGGAAUACGUUCUCAAAUCCAAUACCGCCAUCCUCUCCGUGCGACGUAUCGAAUGGAGCAAAGCAUACGAUACAAUGGAAGUAAAAUUCGGCAUGCGCAAAUACGAUAGUAGCGCCCUUCGUAUACAUAGUGAUUUGCGCAAACGAAUUACUUCAACAGUCUCAGUAUCAUCUUCUGAAACUAUUUCUUUUCCUUCAGCGCCAUCGGCAACACCAACCUCAGAUACAUCGGUUCAUGAUAUUGGAUACUCGGUACCUGCGGGUUUUAAUCUUGGAAGUUUCUCAACUUCAACUGAUGGUACAGGUGGAUCUUUAUCAAUAAAUUGUGGUAAUUGUUCAAUUGAAGGUUCAAUCGAAUUAACUCAGGGUGUCUUUACAAUUAGCGACUCCUCGCUCGAUGCAAAAAAAGCAGUGAAUUUUGUAGAGAAUGGCUAUUUCGACAUGGAAGUCAAUGGAUUAGGUGCUCAUAUCGAGAUUGAUUCUGCAGUUGCGGGAACAUUUACGGAAUCUUUCACUAUGGAACUGAUGACGUUGGCUUUACCGGGUUUUCAGAUCCCAGAUAUCGCAGCAACAGGACCGAUGUGGACACCCGCAAUUCAAGGUUCUAUCAGUGUCUCUAGGAAUCUAAACUUCACUUACGGUUUCGACGUUUCCGUCCCAGAUAAAUCCUCCAUCCGUCUUAACAUUGGUAAUCUUACCGAAUCAACUUCUUCUAGUUUCAGCGACUCCGCUAUCACUACUCUUCCCCUCACUGCGACCGAUCCCUCUAUUUCCCUAACUCUCUCACUCGCCCUUCAUUCCGAACUCCUCCUCGGUGUCAACAUACUAUCAGGCAAAGGUUCCAUAGCCGCAGGCGCCCUCCUCGAUCUUCCUGCUCUCUCCGUUACAAUCUCCGAACUCACCUCAGUAGACGAAAAUUGCAAUCCAGCUCAAAACUCCUCCUCAAGUGUCAACAAUCUGGACUAUUUCUCCUCUCUCACAAACAUCGUUCCACAAGCGGAUAUAGCGAUAGGACUCCAAGCUGGUAUUCAAUUGGCAAUUCCGGAUCUACAUUUUGUGGAAAAUGUAGGAACGACGGUUACGCUUGCUGGAACGAGUAUGUUGCUUCCGACGCAGUGUAUGAGUUUUGAUGGGGGGAAGAAGGAAUUCGUUACUCCUAAGGCUACUGGAAGCUCGAGUUCGAGUUUGAGUACGGGUACAGUGGGAAGUUCGAAGAAGUCGAAUGCAGUGAAAAUGGUUUCCGUGCCGGUGCUGGGGAGUGGAGGGUUUGGAGGGCUGUCAGGGUGUGUGGUUUUUUUUGGCGUUGGGGUUAUGAUGAUGAUUGAAUGA